This is a messenger RNA of Eublepharis macularius, 1892 nucleotides long. Its product is annotated as mRNA decay activator protein ZFP36-like. The coding region runs from base 75 to 1124 and encodes 349 amino acids. Gene Ontology annotation, molecular function: mRNA binding; metal ion binding. The record is from RefSeq and is a predicted model, not a curated record. NCBI's taxonomy places the organism in Eukaryota, Metazoa, Chordata, Lepidosauria, Squamata, Eublepharidae. The transcript is spliced from 2 exons.
UGCCACCGCGCCGCUCGCUCCGCCGGAGGGCCAGCCCAGCCUAGCCCAGCCACACGAGCCCAGCCCGGCCCGCCAUGAGCUCCAUCCUCGACGUCCACGCUCUCUACGAGAACCUGCUGCAUCUGUCACUGAGCGAAGAGAAUGAUGCGCCAGGGUCUCGCCUCUCGCGACGCCAUUCGGCCUGCUCGUCAGACACACCCUACAGCAGCGGGGACCCGUCUCCAGUCUGGCCCCUGCGCAGCCACUGGAGCCCCAGCCCCGAGCAGCUCCGUCCGAUGGCCGAGGAGUCCCGGCGCCCCCCUCUGCGUCCUGAUCGCUCAGUCAGCCUCAUUGAGGGCAAGGCCCUGCCACCCCCUCCACCGGGCUUCCCACCCCUCAAGCUGAAUGCCCAGGCUCCAGCUGUCUCGUCGCGCUACAAAACAGAGCUGUGCCGCACCUUCAGCGAGACGGGCAAGUGCAAGUACGGUGCCAAGUGCCAGUUUGCCCACGGCGCCUCCGAGCUGCGUGCCAUGACCCGCCACCCCAAGUACAAGACGGUGCUGUGCCACAAGUUCUUCCAAACCGGGGACUGCCCCUACGGGUCUCGAUGCCACUUCAUCCACUACCCCGACGAGGCCCGGAUCCACUCGUCCAGCUCUUCUCCGCAGCUUCUGCGCCAAAGCGUCAGCUAUUCGGAGGGGCCAGCCCGCCGGGUGUCCCCGUUGCCCAGCAUCCCGGAUCCUGCCUCCUUUACCCGGGCUCCAUCGGCCUCGCCGCCGCCUGCCCCCACCGACCUCCUUUCUCCGACUUUCAGCCGCCUGAAUUCAGACCCCAUCCCCCGCAUCUCCACCCUGGGCGAGCCCCUUUCCCUCCCCGGGAUGCGCUUCUCAUGCCGCUGUGGAAUGGACCCCGCCCCACUCAGUCAGUUUUGGUCCUCCCAGGACUACUCUGCCUCCCCUGGGACGCCCGUCUCAGCAGCCUCCCUUCUGCCCCGGAGCCCCUCCUCCAGCUCCCUCUCUGACCCCGAGAGCUCCAGCAGCUGCAGCGGAUCUGAUUCGCCGGUCUUUGACGCGCCACCCCCCGGCGGGCCGGUGGGGAGCGCCCGCAGGCUGCCCAUCUUCAACCGGCUUUCUGUCUCAGAUUGAGCCGCAUGGACUCGGCACAGGGCUGGGGUUGCCAGAAGGGGAGUGAUUUCUCAAUCUAUGUCUGUACGUAAGACUUUCCCUCGAGGGGGUCCUCAGUCCACCCACUGGCUCGCUGACUGCCUCUUCUGAGCUGGGGCAACGUGUGAAGUCUCACCCCGGUGUGCAAGUGGGCCCUUUCCAGAUCCAAGAGAGCAGAAAGAUCAUUCCUGCCUUAUACCGUCCAAGAGUGCCUGCAGAGGGUUGCCUUUUAAGAACCUCAGUCAGCUCCGGUUGUUUUCUGCCCACUGGAUGGGCUGACAGGGACAGCCCUGUGUGUGUGUGUGUGUGUGUGUGUGUGUGUGUGUGUGUGUGUGUGCGCGUGCGCGUGUGCGUGGUUGGCAGUUGAGAUCAGCCGGCUGACCAGACGCAGCCUUGGCACCAGCACAGUUGCCCAAGCUCCUCCCCGCUUUCUCAUGUGCACAUUCUCCCCCGUUCUUGUUAUGCUUCUUCUCUCUGCCAAUGCUGUGAGAUGUGAGCCUCUUUUUGCUACCAUCAGGGUGGCAUCCGGGGACACAGAAAGCAAACUGGAAACCUCCUUCUUUCCAGUGAGGAGGUGGAAGGGAGGGGGAGGGGGGGGGUCUGCAGGCAGGUUCCCUUCAGCACUUUUUCUCUUUGGGGCAUGGAGAGAAGGGGGGGGGGUUUGGGUGGCUGCUGUCAUUUUACAGGCUGGGUUUGGCCCGAGACUUGCUCUGGACUUUCUUGCCUUAUGUCACAUAACCAGGGGUGAAA